AUGAGUGGAAACGAAUUCCGAUUCUUCUUAUCAUGCGACAUCAAUCUCCCCGUCACUUUCAGAAUCGAAAGAUUAGAAGGCAAAUUACCACCGCCCAAGCCUCCUAAUUCAGAUGACGUUGAUUCUACGUCAGAGGAGAGGAGACCGGAGUUGUACGUUGAGUGCUUGGUGUACAUUGAUGGCGCACCGUUUGGUCUUCCCAUGAGAACAAGGCUGGAAUCCUCAGGUCCAUCAUAUUGUUGGAACGAACUAAUUACAUUAAGUACUAAAUAUCGCGAUUUGACAGCAAAUUCACAACUCGCUGUCACUGUGUAUGAUGUUUCUUGUGGUAAAAGUGAUGGAGUGGUUGGUGGGGCAACCAUUCAUCUGUUUAACAUGAAAAAACAGCUCAAGACUGGUAAGCACAAGCUUAGACUUUGGUCAGAGAAGGAAGCAGAUGGUUCUAUCAAUACAACCACUCCCGGGAAGAUUGCUGCAGGCAUACCUUUGGACAUCAUGCCAGGAACCGAUGACCAUGCAUACUUCUCCUGA
Messenger RNA from Fraxinus pennsylvanica, 531 nucleotides. The record is from the annotation of a GenBank genome assembly. Lineage: Eukaryota; Viridiplantae; Streptophyta; Magnoliopsida; Lamiales; Oleaceae.